AUGGAGUCAGUAGAAGAAAAUAGCACCACAAAUUUAUCAGACAUGCCACCUGUUGAGCGAACUUCUGAAACAUCGCACCUUGUACCACCAAAUUCAACAUCACCACCUAGCUACUUGAAUUUGGCUAGCAACUUAUGUGCACUAAUGUUCAUUGCCAUCAUAAUCUAUUGCUGUUUUAGAGAUGGUGUUUCUUUAUUUUCAUUUCACCCUAGCCUGAUGUCAUUAGGGUGGCUGAUGAUUAUGACAUCCGCAAUAAAUGCAAUUACUCCAGGAGACUUGGCUACAGAAUGGAUGCCUAUUCGACUCCGCAGUGCACGUCAUUGGGUUCUACAGUUACUGGCUGUAACCAUUAUAACAGUCGGAUUUUUAGUAAUACUUUCUAAUAAAAUAAUCAAUAAUAAAUCUCACUUUGCCACUUUACAUGCCAAAUUUGGACUAGCUUCUCUGAUCUUUAUGUCUUUAACAUCUUUAGGAGGUAUUGGCGCUUUGUAUAGUUUAAAGCUAAAGAACUACAUUGCGCCAAUUUAUACAAAACUUUUACACGCGAGUGUGGGUUUGUUGACGUUAACUUUGGGUGUUAUCACUAUAUUACUUGGUAAUUUCUCACACUGGUGGUCAUUUGGUGAAAUAUUAAGAUAUUUUAGCAUGAUUUUAGUCCUUUUAGUAAUGUUAUUCACCAUACUGCGACCCAGUCUAAAGAUAUAUUUUCGACUUAAAGAGAGACUCGACAAUAUGAAUUAA
This is a messenger RNA of Parnassius mnemosyne (clouded apollo), 741 nucleotides long. NCBI's taxonomy places the organism in Eukaryota, Metazoa, Arthropoda, Insecta, Lepidoptera, Papilionidae. The record is from the annotation of a GenBank genome assembly.